AUGCGCCCUCCCCUCAGUUACCUCCGCACAUUCCUGUGCCCUGCGCGGAUUACGCCUCGACUCCUGGCCGUUUACUGCUUCUUCUUCCUCACUGCAAUCACCUUCUUGGCCAUCAGGAUGCAUCUCAAGUCCUACGUCACAGCUGCCCUUUAUGGCAUCCCAGCCCUGGUGAAUGCUGCUCCCUCAGCAGCUUCGACCUCGCAGCCUUCAACCGCUUCCUCGUCCGGGUCAGCCUCGGGUGAUCACUUCCGUGAAUACACCAUCAAGGCAGAGAACAUCACCGCCAAGAUCAUCCCCUACGGUGCACGUCUGACCUCCCUCCUGGUCCCUGACCGUGACGGUGAUAUCCAAGAUGUUGUCGUUGGAUAUGAUGAUCCCAAGUAUUAUGUCCACGAUAGCGAGACCAAUCGCACUUUCUUCGGUGCAACUGUGGGCCGCUACGCGAACCGCAUCAAGAAUGGCACUUUCUCCAUUGAUGGUCACGACUAUCACAUCCCCGAGAAUGAGAACGGCGGGAAAGACACUCUUCACGGUGGCUUCAUCGGUUAUGAUAUGCGCAAUUGGACUGUCACCGCUCACUCCGACGCGUCUGUCACUUUCACCCUCCUGGAUCAGGGCUUCGAAAACUUCCCUGGCGAUGUCAUCUCCCACUCCACCUUCAGUGUCUCUACUGAGAAGUCCGCUGAGAACCCCAAGGGACUUCCCCAGUUGACCACGAAGCUGGUGUCACUUUCCCUGACUGAGAAGACUCCAAUCAUGCUGGCCAACCACAUCUAUUGGAGCUUGAACGCCUUCCAGAACGAUAAUGUUCUGAAGGAUACCACCUUGCAACUGCCCUUAUCCAAGCGCUUCAUCGGCGGAGACAGCAUCCUGAUCCCCACUGGCGAGAUUCUUGAUGUUGACACCGCUUUCAAGGGCGCCCUGGACUUCACCGAGCCCAAGUUGAUCGGCAAGGACAUCGAGAAGACAACUGGCCUGUGUGGAGGUGGCUGCACUGGCUAUGAUACCUGCUGGAUCACUGACCGACCGGCCGCCUAUUCCGCCUCCGACUCUGUUGUCCCGUCCGUGCGAUUGGCCUCCGACAAGACCGGUAUCAGCCUGGAAGUUGCUACCAACCAAGGUGCCAUCCAGAUUUACACCUGCAACGGCCAGAAUGGUACCAUCGCGACCAAGGAGUCGCAGGCCAAGCGUAACAAGGCCAAGAAUGGCAACUCUGGCGCCACCCAUGUCAACAAGUACGGUUGCGUUGUUAUUGAGACCGAGGACUGGAUUGACGGCAUCAACAACCCCCAAUGGGGUCGUGACCAGAUCUAUGGACCUGACGACGGCCCUGUUGUCAACUUUGCCACCUACCAGUUCGGUACUUUUUAA
Messenger RNA from Penicillium waksmanii, 1371 nucleotides. Its product is annotated as aldose epimerase family protein. The transcript has a single exon. NCBI's taxonomy places the organism in Eukaryota, Fungi, Ascomycota, Eurotiomycetes, Eurotiales, Aspergillaceae. Bases 1 to 1371 code for a protein of 456 amino acids. Gene Ontology annotation, biological process: glucose metabolic process; beta-D-galactose catabolic process via UDP-galactose, Leloir pathway. The record is from RefSeq and is a predicted model, not a curated record. Gene Ontology annotation, molecular function: carbohydrate binding; aldose 1-epimerase activity.